Suillus fuscotomentosus is the source of this 1740-nucleotide messenger RNA. RefSeq lists its product as uncharacterized. Lineage: Eukaryota; Fungi; Basidiomycota; Agaricomycetes; Boletales; Suillaceae. The coding region runs from base 1 to 1638 and encodes 545 amino acids. The transcript has 10 exons. The record is from RefSeq and is a predicted model, not a curated record. Gene Ontology annotation, molecular function: monooxygenase activity.
AUGGCCUCGCAGAUACCAGAGCAUGCUCAAAUCCUUGUCGUCGGUGGAGGUCCCUCUGGCAGUUAUACUGCCUCGGCCCUUGCCAGGGAAGGCCUCAACGUCGUUUUAUUGGAGGCUGCCCAGUUCCCUCGGUAUCACAUUGGGGAAAGCCUAAUUCCUUCAGUUCGUCAUUACCUGAGGUUCAUUGAUGCGGAGCAGAAAUUGGUCGAGAUGGGUUUCAAGCACAAGCCCGGAGCUGCGAUAAAGUUUAAUCAAUUUAAACGGGAAGGAUACACGGACUUCAUUGUGCUUGGGCAUACUAACAGUUCAUGGAACGUAGUGCGCUCGACAUUCGACAAGAUGUUGCUUGACCACGCAACAUCCUGCGGAACAAAGGUGUUUGAACAAACGAGUGUGAAAUCCUUCCGCUUCUCCCCAACCGAGUCUUCCAGGCCUGUGGCUGCUGAAUGGUUACGUGCUGCAGAUGGAAAAACCGGAGUGAUUUCAUUCGACUAUCUUGUUGAUGCAUCCGGGCGCUCAGGAUUGAUGUCAACCAAAUACUUACACAACCGUCAUUUUAACGCAUCAUUAAAAAACAUUGCACUGUGGGGUUAUUGGGUGGGAGUCAAUACAUAUGGCACGAAUACCCAAAGAGAGGGUGCCCCUUGGUUUGAGACACUGAGAGAUGAAUCCGGCUGGGCUUGGUUUAUUCCUCUACACGAUGGAACAACUUCCAUUGGCGUCGUUAUGAAUCAAGACAUUCAUAACGAGAAAGUCCGUGCCUUGAAAGGCAAAUCUCUGGAAUAUCGCUAUCGGCUUUCCAUAACCCUAGCUCCAACACUAGUCAAGCUCAUCGGAACUGGAAAGAUGGUACAAAAGGAGACUGCCGGGGGACAACCUGGGCAGCUUGACCUAUUGGUAAGAUCAGCGUCUGACUUCAGCUACUCCGCUUCGAGCUACGGGGGACCUGGCUUUCGUUUGGUCGGGGACGCUGGUGCGUUCAUAGAUCCAUUCUUCUCCUCCGGGAUACACCUCGCAAUGACCUCCGCAUUAUCUGCAGCAGUAUCUAUAUGCGCCGCAGUCCGAGGAGAUUGUUUAGAAGUCGAAGCAGCUGCAUGGCACACGAAGAGGUUUUCUUUGAGUUACACAAGAUUCCAGAUAGUGGUGAUGAGCGCCUAUCAACAGAUACGAACGACGGAUCUUGAUAUCCUGAGCGAUAUUGACGAAGAUAAUUAUGAUCGAGCAUUCGCUGCCAUUCGACCAGUAAUCCAGGGUGCAUCGGAGAUGGGGAGCCGGUUGAGUGAGAAGGAGCUUCAGAGUGCACUGGAGUUCUGCGGCAAGUGCUUCAAUCCCACGUCGCCUGGGCACCUUGCACCCGCUUCGAAAGAAGCUCUUCCAAAAUAUAUGUUCGAUGUUACAGCUCCACUCAUGGAUCCGCACGUUAUUGAAAGCAUUAUCUCGAAGACAUUCGACCAUACGAAUCCGACAGGUGACCAGGACUUCUGUGGACCUGAGGAAGACCUGAAACUCGCUCUGGACCAAAUCAACAGCCGAAGAGUUGUGCAUCGAGAGUAUGCUAUCAAUAAUCUCGAGGCUGAGGACGUGAAUGGAUUUGUGGUGAGGUUACAAAGAGGACAUCUUGGAUUGAUGCGCACGUAGUUGAUUCGGAGGAUGAUUGGUCAGGUUUGUUGUCAACAGAGUACACGGUGUACAUAAUUCAAGGUCACGGUGUACCGCAAGUUAAACCACAAUAAUUGAAAA